GCAAAUAUCGCGCGCCCGGAUCCGGCGAUUCAGUACUGCGAUAGAAUCCGUUUGUGUCUGGCCAGAUAGGCAAGAGAGUAGCAGCAGCUGCAGUAUAGCACGAGAAGGUGGUCAGUUGGUUUUUCAGUACGAGCCAGCAGCUAAGAGGAAGAAGAUCGUGCGUUAGUUUAUCUAUCUAGAGGAGACCGCGCGCGCGUUUGAUCCGAGACGUGAUUCCAGGAAAUUCCAUUUUCUUCCCAGGAGCUGUGAAGUGAUUGUGGAGUGACGACCGACCCCCUGUUGAGUAGGGAUCGUACCUGUUACCUGAUAACACGCGAACGACACAUAAACCUUAGCCAAGAUGUUUAAGAAUCACCUAGCGAUGAUUGGCAUGAACGAAACGCCAAACAAGAAAGCAAAAUUCUGGCAAUCAUACAUCAGAUCACUCAAAGGAUCCGAUGAUAUCCGCGCACACGAUGGACCAACCUGGCGGAACCGACCGAUCCUGCUGCUGAACGAACUGGACACACCGGCCGGCCGGGUUCAGUCUCCGGGAUACCACUACUCGCCAGUGCACCGGGAGACGUACGGAUACUCGCCCCGCCCAAUCUAUGACCACCAGUAUCCACGCCACCGCCGGGCAGCUAGCGUAGGCAGAUUGGCCGAUGCCGAGAGGGCCUGGGCCGACCACCUCGAACGGAUGAGAGAUAUCGAUCGCAGCGUUUAUGACGUACUGAAGAAACUUCUCGAACGAUACCCAUCGCGUUACGGACUGUACCUGCGGGACAAACCGAGCCAGGUUGUGCUGCCACAGGAGCUGGAGUACGAACCGGACACAAAGCCACUCUACUCCCUGCAUUAGGACACUCCUCCCGCAAACCGGUACACAAUUCAAUGACCCCCCAAAAGUAGAAACAAUAGCCAACCACUUAUACUAUGUGAAAGAAAAUUGAAAACUUACGAUAAUUGCAACAUAUGUAACACCAAAAAAAAAAAACAGAACAGAAACUCUCCUGGUAGAGGACGAAACGUUUUUAUUAUUUCAUAAUUUAUAUAUUUAUUAGGUUAAAAGAGAAAAAAGUGUAACAUAUUUCUAUAAAGGUGAAAUCAAAGGAAGGAGAACAUUUUCUUUUAACCCUUUCAUUAGUUGUUCAGAAAAAAACGAACACAAAUGCACAUACACAGAAAAAAAAAGUCGAAAACAGUAUCAGCAGCAGGGUAUUAUGAAGGAAAAAUCUGUUGAUCGAAAAAAAAAAAUUACCAGUCAAAAAAAAAUAUGUGAACCGACAACCAUUCGACGUACUCCAACACAAUGUAUUAUUUCAUCCCCAACUCUUCAAAAAAAAUCUCAUGAAAACGAUUCUAACGAAAUCAGUCGUCGCGAUUUGAAAUACCCAUCUCCAUACAUGCAUCUAUACCAACACCGUGCGGAUGGGGAUGUCACUAUUUCAAUAUAAUCUGGAAAAAGCCGACCGAGGAAUCCCGGGCCUCCUCUACAGCGUUUCCAAUUGAAAAAGCGAGAAUACCGACCGAUGGAAAACCGCAAUUAUGCUCGAGAGAAGCAAUGCCAAUAACAUACAAAAAAAUAAAUGAAAAAGUCCUGCAGGCAUGUCAUAUAAUUUCAUUUCCCGCAAAACGACAGAUUGACGGACGGUGGGACGGACGGAUGUCGUCAGCGCACCCACCCAAACCCAUCGCUUGUUGUUCUCGCCUCAGAUGACUAAAAUUUUUCUCCUUGGUGUUUUUUUUUCCUACAGUCGUUUUCAUUUAAUUUUGAAAAAUAAGCGGCCGCGAUAAUUGCACGCCGUGAAUUUUCCACGUGGCUUGCAAAUGAUUCGAUUACGAUAUCGGGCAGGUACGCGUGUACACACAUACAGACACACAUACAAACAGACACAAAUGAAAAUCGAAGAGGAUGACAUGUGAACCUCUCUAAAAGGCAGCCCAAAGCUAAACAAAGGAAUAAACAAAAGAGAAGUGCUCUUAUUUCGAGUGUUGAAAUGCUGGAUA
Aedes albopictus (Asian tiger mosquito) is the source of this 1989-nucleotide messenger RNA. RefSeq lists its product as uncharacterized. The record is from RefSeq and is a predicted model, not a curated record. The coding region runs from base 341 to 841 and encodes 166 amino acids. Lineage: Eukaryota; Metazoa; Arthropoda; Insecta; Diptera; Culicidae. The transcript has 6 exons.